CGCCCGAAGCGACGUCACACUAAGGUGGAAGGAGACGAGCGCAUUUUUCCUCCCUUUAUCAUCCGAAGACAACAUAUUGACAGACUGUGUAGCAGAGACGCCUCUACCUGCAGCCGGUGGGCACCAGAAAUUAUUUCACCCACUUCAUCCGUGCGUCAGCUCAGAGCGCGUAAAGGCAGUGGAGCGACCAACAUCUCGCAGCACUUGCAAGACACUAUUUAUUUGAAAGAAAUGCAGCAGCGCAGUUCGUCUUCCUUGUAUUUUGCCAAUUAUAAUGCCAUUUUUUGAAAAAGUCCCCAAAGAGUGGCGAAACUGCGCGUAUCCCUUCACCCGGACCUUUUCGUGCGCCGUUCCGCAGCCGGAGACGCUGCUCUCAGUGUUCUCUUUCCUCCUUUGAGGGCAUGCAAUGUGUUGCGACAGAUAGAGCAGAACGACAAUGAAGAGGUUAACCACACCUUUGAAAGCGGACAUCUCUUCAGUAGCCUCUUGACCAACUUCGUUGCGCAUUAAGAUGCGCCCGACAGAAGAGGACUUGGAUUUUUGCGCUCUCGUUGACAGACAGUUUCCAGUGAGCUUUUGCUGAUUCGUGCCGUCAGAAAUCAAGGACCUCCUAUGUAUUUAAGAAAUAAUCUAACUCGGGGUUGGCUCAGCUCUUCACUUUAAACUUUGCUGGGGAAUCUCCUUGAGGAUUUCAACAUGACGGUUCGUCUAUCACGAAUCCAGCUGGCCCUGUUCUUUAUCCUGCUCUGUCCGGUCAAUAUCAUCGGACUGUGGUGGGCAGUGGGCAGUCCGCUGGUCAUGGACCCCAACAGCAUUUGCAGGAAGGCGAAGCGUCUGGCGGGGAAGCAGGCUGAGCUGUGCCAGACUCAGCCGGAGAUUGUCAGCGAAGUGGCCAAAGGAGCCAGGCUUGGUGUCAGGGAGUGCCAGUAUCAGUUCAGGUACCGCCGGUGGAACUGCACCAGCCACAACAAAUACUUUGGGAAAAUACUUCAGCAAGAUAUCCGGGAGACAGCGUUCGUUUAUGCCAUCACGGCGGCUGGUGUGACGCAUGCUGUGACCCAGGCCUGCAGUAUGGGAGACCUGCUGCAGUGUGGCUGUGAGGCGACCAGGAACAGAGCACCUCCACGGCCGUCUUCGUCCUCCUCUUCUGGGGACGGGGUCAAGUGGGAGUGGGGUGGCUGUGGAGAUGAUGUGGAGUUUGGUUAUGAAAAGUCAAAACAGUUUAUGGACGCCAAGAGAAGAAGAGGCAAGAGCGACAUCAGGACGCUCAUCGACCUGCACAACAACGAGGCUGGAAGGCUGGCAGUGAAGCUCUACAUGCGGACUGAGUGCAAGUGCCACGGACUGUCGGGCUCGUGCACCUUGCGCACGUGCUGGAAAAAGAUGCCUCAUUUCCGCGAGGUAGGCGACCGCCUGCUGGAGCGCUUCAACGGCGCUUCCAAGGUGAUGGGCGGCAAUGAUGGCAAGACCCUGAUACCUGUGGGCCAGAACAUAAAGCCUCCAGACAAGCAGGAUCUCAUCUACUCAGACGAGUCUCCAGAUUUCUGCCUCGCAAACCGGAAAACAGGUUCACUGGGAACAAAGGGGCGCAUGUGCAACAGCACAGCCAUGGACAUCAGCGGCUGUGACCUGUUGUGCUGUGAGCGAGGCUACCGGGAGGAAACUGUGGUGUUUGAGGAGAACUGCUUGUGUCGUUUCCACUGGUGUUGUGUUGUCCAGUGCAAGAAGUGCAUGGUCCGAAAAGAGCUCAGCAUCUGUCACUGAUGAACUGAAGUUCAGACUGGUCAAAUGACCUGGUUAAUUCUAACUACUUCUGUUACUUUUUGAGGUUCUUGCUUUAGUUUGGCUAGUGCGAAAGAAGGAGAGGAUCUUCAUAAUAAUCCUUUUUAUUUACAUUCUUUACAGUCACAUGACGCUCCAGAAAACUUUCAUUUGAAAUCGUACUCAAUCUUUUUUGGUUCCAAUGAGUUUUUGAACACAAGACAUGAUGGCCAGAAGUACUAAAAAAAACACAUGGAAACAAUGGCAAGAAGGACUUUCUUUUCUGAACUACCUAUUUUUUGUUUCUUGUUAAUGAGAAAGGACCAAAGAAUGUUCUGUUUCAGUGAAAACAUACAGGACCCAUGCAUCCAGGCAUUGAGGAGUUACUAAUCAACAACAGAGCUCGGUGUGAACUCAAGCAGAGAGUUUUAAGCAUCAGCAUAGAGUGAUGUGCCUGAUCUACCCAAUUUUAUAAAGUGACCAUGACUAUGAUGAAACCCUUUAAGCCUAUAUGACUGUUUUUUUGUACUCUCUGUUAUUUAAAGUCUGUCAGAGUCAUUGCUGUCUGUUAGCAAUAUUCUUUAGAAUAACAGAAAGAUUAAGGAUCUGACUUUGGACCAUAUUCCAAUACUUCCAUUUUACUUUGACAUGUGUUCAUACUAUGACUGCUUUUUAACAGUGUAAUAGAGUAAUCACAUACAUGAUUGUGCAUCAUCAAGAGUCUGAGCAUCUUCCCAUUUUACCAAAAAGUUUCUCAGUUACAGGCUAAUCGUUCAAACACAAGAAAGGCUGGUCUCGAUUUCUUUUUUUUUUCCUCACAAAAAAAGGGAAAUGGUAUCACAUUUUUAUAUUUGAAGAAUGCUGUCGACACCAUGCUCUACUGGUGUGGAGUGGACCUGUCAGCGAAGACUCUUAUUUAUGUAAAGAUAUGAUGAUAAAACUACUCACUUCCAUCUCUCAGAAGCACUUUGGAUACAACUGCCGUGGACUUCGUCAACAGAUUGGCAAGAAAACCUUCUGGGGUUGGCUGUUUCUUCUGAACCCAAAGAAAAACGUUUAUUUUCAUGACAUUGUUUGGUAUCGAGAAAAUGUAUAUGAUGUAUUUUGUUUAUCUAUUAUGAUAUACAGGGCUAAUAUAAUAAUGCACUUUGGACGUUAGCUUUUUUGUUUUUUUUUGGUUCCAUGAUGUGUGUGUGUGCCUGUGAGUGUGAAAAGAGAGAGAAAGUAUCACGAUUAUGUUUGUGCAGGUUGGCCAGUUAUCACCAUAUCCUUCAGUGGACAGUAAUUGUGUAUGUAUCUAUAAGUUGCUGUCUGGCGUUAAACUGCUUUAUGCUGGUUACUGAAAGCACACUGCUCUGUGACUCUCUGUCUCUGAGUGGGACAGACAAGAUCUUUUAUUUGUUGUUCGUUUUCAGGGGAACUAUGUUUCCCAUAAACCUAUCAUGUCAUCUCAUUUAACUUUUAUAAUCCGACAAUGAGUAUACUGAACUUUGACACUACUUUGCUUCAACGUGUUCUGUUAAGUUUUUGUGUGUUUGAUCGAGUGUGCAGGUAGGAUCUCAUCUUACCCUUAAUAAUUUAGAGUCAGCUCGUCUUGAUCUUCCAGCUGGUGAUGUAUCAUGACUCAGAUCUGGAUGCUGUUCCCACAGUUACCUUGUUACUUUUACUAUCUGCUGUAUGAUGCCAUUGUACAAGGCCAACAUCAAAUGACCAAUUCUAUUUUAAUUAUAGACUAUUGAUUAUUCUGUUAAGGAAAUCCAUUUUGUUGUCCAACUGUUAAUCUUAGCAGUAACUUCAAGAUAUGAUAACCAUUACAUCUCCUACUGAUAGAAGUCCACAAACUUUUCAUGUGAACAAAAUCAUGAUUUUGCUUUUUGCUGUCAUGACAUGCAGUUAACUAGCAAGACAGUCAGAUACCCAUGGAUAAAUUUGCCACAUCUUAUUUAGAUUUUUUUUUUUUCUACCCAGUUUUUGAACAUUACCCUAACCAGGUUUGGUGGAAAAAGUUGAACAUGGCACAAGAAGUCAAUAAAGGCGUUUCAUCAAAGUAGAAAUGUGGCAGUAGUGAUAGUUUCAGUGAUGGUUAGUUAAUUCAACCCAUCCUUAUCCAUCAAAUCUUAGAGGAUUCAUCCAUUUGUCAUUUAUUUAAAUGCAGUUUGACCUACAUUGCUUUGUAUUUCCUUCUGCUCUUCAUCAUUGUAUUCUGCAAGUCAUUUCAUAUUCGGAUGUUACAAUGCAAUCUCAUUAAACAUAAACGUUUAAAGUGACAACAA
Molecule: messenger RNA, 4034 nt
Organism: Amphiprion ocellaris (clown anemonefish)
Lineage: Eukaryota; Metazoa; Chordata; Actinopteri; Pomacentridae
Gene: wnt6b
Product: wingless-type MMTV integration site family, member 6b
Exons: 4
Coding region: 697-1764 (355 amino acids)
Biological process (GO): multicellular organism development; cell fate commitment; neuron differentiation
Cellular component (GO): extracellular region
Molecular function (GO): cytokine activity; frizzled binding
Source: RefSeq, a predicted model, not a curated record